GCUUUAUCUCUUCAAAAACAAAAACUUUCGUAAUUGAUUUUUGCUUGUAAAUUAUUGUUCGAUCGCUAAUUUUGAUUUUUGAAAUUUAAAAUCAAAAAUGAAUUUGAUUUUCAACAGAAAAAAUUGAAUUGUACACACAAUUUGCCACCACUAAAAUAAAAUAUUCGAUGGGCUCGAUGUUCUGUGCGCAUGUGUUUUUCCCCUUUUCAUCUGCUUUGUCAAGUGUCGAGAAAAAUUUUAAAAAAAUAGCUUCGAUAUAGUUAUGGGCAAUUUUUUGAAUUGAAUUGAAAUCUCGUUUGGAAAAUACAAUAUUCUCAUCUUCUGUCGAUGUACGGUCCUACUCCAUUGAAGAUAUAAUCUUCGCCAAAAUGAGUAACGUCGAAAACGACGAGGAGAAGUUGAAUUUUUACAGGAUAGUAUCAGCGUUCAACUCGUACAAGAGUCACUCUCUCAACAGAAUCAGUCGUACUGAAAAAUAUGUCAACACUUUACCAGCCAAUCAUCAAGAAUUAUUGCAAAGCUACAAAGAGCACCUCGAUAACGUUCGCAGCUGUAUCGAACGAAAUUACACCGUUAUAAAAUUGAUCUUGAAGGAUGUAGAAACUAUGUUUGAAAAUAUUGAUCCGGAAGAAAAUAAUCCUCGUACCGUUUGCAUACCGCGAGUGACUGCUGUAGAAACAGACCAAGAUAAGGUUCGAGCUACUUUGAAGCAAUUCGUUCGUGAUUGGAGCACAGAAGGUAGCGAAGAACGUAAAUUUUGUUACGAACCCAUCGUCGAUGAAAUAGUUAACCAGUUUCCAAAACAUCUAUACGAAUCUCAUGCAAUUAAAGUACUCGUUCCUGGAGCUGGACUGGGACGUUUGGUAUUUGAAAUCGCUCGACACGGUUAUACAUGUCAAGGAAACGAAUUCUCGUUAUUUAUGCUCAUCGCGUCUAAUUUCGUUAUAAAUAGAUGUCAAGGAAUUAAUUUACAUCAGAUAUAUCCCUGGAUUCAUCAAUGCGAUAAUAAUUUAGAUACGAAAGAUCAACUAGCUAGUAUUUUCUUUCCAGAUGUUGACCUUUCUGAAAGCAUUCCCAAUUCACAAUUUUCAAUGGUCGCCGGUGAUUUCUUAGAGGUGUAUACAACAGAAAAUGAAUGGGAUUGCGUGUCAACCUGUUUCUUCAUCGACUGUGCAAAUAAUAUUUUAGCUUUCAUCGAAGCGAUUUAUAAAAUAUUGAAACCUGGUGGAAUAUGGAUCAAUUUAGGCCCAUUGCUGUACCAUUUCAGUAAUAUCGUAGAUAAGAAUUCCAUCGAGCCCAGUUACGAAAUGAUCAGAGAAAUGAUCAAAGGCUUCGGUUUUAUCUACGAAAAAGAGAAGACGAAUAUCAAGUCCAAGUACGCUCAAAAUCCCAAAUCUAUGCUGCAGCAUGAAUACGAAAGCGUUUAUUUCGUAUGUCGGAAGCCGAGAGUCGACGAAGAUGACGUCUCGUGAAAAACCUACGUAUAGGCUACAAGCAUUUUUGAGAAAUGUAUUAACAAGAAUGUUUCUUACGAAAUAUGAAUUAUUUUUGUAAUAGAACAUCUUCCAGUAUUUUA
Messenger RNA from Planococcus citri (citrus mealybug), 1576 nucleotides. Its product is annotated as carnosine N-methyltransferase-like. The transcript has 8 exons. NCBI's taxonomy places the organism in Eukaryota, Metazoa, Arthropoda, Insecta, Hemiptera, Pseudococcidae. Bases 369 to 1472 code for a protein of 367 amino acids. Gene Ontology annotation, molecular function: carnosine N-methyltransferase activity. Gene Ontology annotation, biological process: carnosine metabolic process. The record is from RefSeq and is a predicted model, not a curated record. Gene Ontology annotation, cellular component: nucleus; cytosol.